AUGUCUUCAUCAUCCACAGCAAACAACACCUCAUCUGCUCCGCAAGUAUCUUCUUCGGACGAAGGUACUACUACUUCUAUGGUGCAAAGAAUUUCUCAAACAUUGAUCAAGCCAACGUCCUUGGUGGUUGUUUCUAUUGCUGCUCUGGGUGCGGCUUACUUUGUGUACAAGUCAUUGAGAAAGACUAAAACAAGUUCAAUCACUGGUGAUGAAUAUAGUGAUACUUCUUCUGAUGAAGAGUCUGAUGAGUCCGAGGAAAUGGAGAUGAGAGAUUUUACUUUGGAAGAAUUACACAAACAUUCUAGUACCAGUCAUAAACAAUUUGUGAGUGUGAUGGGUAAAGUUUAUGACGUCACAGGAAGUGGCUUUUACGGACCAAACGAAGCUUAUUCCAUCUAUGCCGGACAUGAAAUUGGCAAGGCUUUGGCAUUGAAUGAUGUAUCAUCACAACAUUUGGAUCAAUUUGAUGUGAGCGAUUUAACAACGCAACAAAUGGAGCACUUAACUUCAAUGAUUGAACAUUUUGAAAUGAAAUACAUUUGUGUUGGUACUCUCAAUGAAUGGGCCCAACAUUAA
Messenger RNA from Naegleria lovaniensis, 576 nucleotides. RefSeq lists its product as uncharacterized. The coding region runs from base 1 to 576 and encodes 191 amino acids. Gene Ontology annotation, cellular component: membrane; endomembrane system. The record is from RefSeq and is a predicted model, not a curated record. The transcript has a single exon. Lineage: Eukaryota; Heterolobosea; Eutetramitea; Acrasida; Naegleriidae.